CUGCUCCUUAUCACAGGGCGCUGCCAUAUUGGACGGUCAAUGGUACAGUCAGUGGGCACCAUGGCGCUGGCCAGGGUCGGUACAUGUUGUCGGUCGUUAGUGCGUGAUUCCUCCAAAGUGGCGUUUUGUGGUGUUUUACAGCCAGGUUGGAUUGAAUGCUGCAUAGGAGCUAAGAGGCAUCUGUUGUCAGAAGACGUUAUCAAACUACAAGACUUUCAGCAAAGGAAGCUGACUGUGGCUCAUCUUGUCAAUGGAUCGAAAGGAAAUUAUAUUGAGCUAUUCAGCCAGAAGCUACAAAGGAACGAGCUGAUUCUGAGAGAUGAACUGAAGCUUCUCCUUCACUUGUGCCAGUCUUCCGAUGACAUGGUGAUAGCAAGAGAUGCCAUUUAUAGGUAUCAUGCAGAGAACAGGAACUUGGUGUAUGGAGAGUUCAAAUUUGGUCCUCUCUUUGUGAGACUGUGCUAUGAGCUGGGUCUGGAGAGCUUGGCUGCUGCUACACUGACAGAUAAGAGCAUGAGGGGAUUUUUUAACGACUCAACCUCCUUUAACAUCACCAUAGACAUGUUAUUCACUAAAGGCUCUUAUGAAAAUGCCUUGGAGGUACUCCGAACCAUGAGGGACCAAGGUAUACCGUUCAACAAAGACACAUUGACUCUGGCAGCUGGCACCUGCUAUAAACUGAACACGGCGGAGUCCUACAAGAUCUGCAAUACUCUGAUAGAGGAGGGACAGACCAAAGGGAACUCCAUCCCCAGACAUGCUUACUGCUUUGCUGUAGCAUUAGCACUUAGACAUAAUGACAUAGAAAAGGCACAGUUGUUGUAUUCACAAAUAAUGACCACUGACAGCAGGAUAUGCCAAAAUCUGAAGGUCCUAAUACUAGUAAUGUCAGGAGCGUUGACAGAUGCGAUUUCCGUCGUUUCUGCAGCCAUGUUGCAUAAAAGCCCUUAUUUUGUGAAGAAGCCAGAAUUUGCAAAGGAGGUGGUGGAUUUGCUGCGCAUGAGGAGUGAGGGCGGACCACACAUGAUGAAAGUGGAGCAGAUGGUGACUCAUCUUGAGGGAGCCGAUCAGGUGACCCAGCAGACCCUCGAUGCCAUGCUCUGCCACACACCCACGGGGAAGAGGAAACCAGUUCUGAUAAUGCAGGAGAGGAAAACCAGCCGAAGGACUCUGAAGUCACUGCAGUCCACUCUGCUGUCAGAGUGAGAGAAGCUGUGUGUCGUUCCAAAGCCUGCUAUUGCUAAGAGCUCUGGUAUGAGCCUUAAAAAAAACACUGACUGGUUAGAGUGGACUUUGUCCCUAUAAGUGCAUCUACCUCUCUUUAAACACAGACUCAGUCCUCCCUCUGCAGAUUGGACUUGUUGUUAUUAUGCUGUUAUUUUGUCAUCCCUAUCCAAAGUUUGAUGAGAACGGUCACAACAGGCACUUUAACAGAAAGCUGCUGUGGGUAUGGAUUUCGUUGCAAAGACACUCAUACUGAUAAUGAGUGAUUUGGAAAGAAUGUGUUGUAUAUAAAAGUGUGAAUGGGUAAUUAAAGAUUAA
Molecule: messenger RNA, 1542 nt
Organism: Anoplopoma fimbria (sablefish)
Lineage: Eukaryota; Metazoa; Chordata; Actinopteri; Perciformes; Anoplopomatidae
Gene: ptcd2
Product: pentatricopeptide repeat domain 2
Exons: 11
Coding region: 40-1206 (388 amino acids)
Biological process (GO): mitochondrion organization; multicellular organism development; regulation of mRNA processing
Cellular component (GO): mitochondrion
Molecular function (GO): RNA binding; protein binding
Source: RefSeq, a predicted model, not a curated record